CGAAUUUAAGACGAAUUUAAAAACUUGUAUAUAUAAUCGAAUUCGAGUUUGGAUUCCCUACUUCAAAGUCUGCUCUCAAAUAAAGAGAUAAAAUCAAGACUAAUUUUACUAAGGCGUGCUAAUACGUACUCCAUCCACAGUCGAUGUGGGAAUGGGAAUCAAGCACCUGGCUAAAAAGCUAAAAGCCACUAGAACAAGUCAAGCUAGAAUCCUAGAAAUUGAGGUCAUCAGUGACGUAGCUGAUAUUAAGUAAAUCUGAUCAAUCCAAAACCCAAAACUGUCAACAGCUUUGAAAAUUAUGCAAACCACUUGGAAUUUUACUAUAUAUUACAGGCUUGCUUAUCAAGAAAAGAGGGGAUUAGAGUUGCAAACUCCUAAAUGGCAGAAGAAGUGAAGCUACUUGGCUUAUGGGCUAGUCCUUUUAGUUGCAGAGUAGAACUAGUCCUGAAGCUAAAAGGCAUACAAUAUCAGUACAUAGAAGUAGAUCUCUUCAACAAGAGUCCUUUGCUUCUCAAGUCCAAUCCAGUUCACAAGAAAAUUCCUGUGCUCAUACACAAUGGAAAACCAAUUGCAGAGUCACAUGUCAUUCUUGAAUACAUAGAUGAGACCUGGAAAAACAAUCCCAUCUUGCCUGAAAACCCUUACGAUCGAGCUAUUGCUCGUUUCUGGGCUAAAUUCAUCGAUGAAAAGAUCGUUCAAACAGCUUCAAAGUUCAGGUCAGCCAACGAGGAAGAGAAAGAGCAGAUCCUUGAAGAACUUGGUGAGCAGCUGAAGGUUAUUGAGAAGGAGUUAGAAGGGAAGGAAUUUUUUGGAGGUGAGAGCAUUGGAUACGUAGAUAUUGUGGCCUUUUUGUUAGUGUAUUGGUUCCAAGUGGGUCAAGAAGUUAUGCAGAAAGAAUGGAUCAAUGAAGAGAAGUUUCCAGUUUUAUGCAAGUGGAUGGGAAAGCUCCAUGAAAUAGAUGUAUUCAAUCAGUGCCUGCCUCCAAAAGACAAACAUUACGCUUAUAUCAGAGCUCAAAUUGAGGCUGCAAAAUCUGCCUCCAAAUAAUUAGUCUUUCAAUGCUUCAUAGUUUCUGAAUUUAUUUUCUUUUCUUGUUGGAUUGCUCUCUACUUUCUCUGCAUCACAUAUCAUUGUGGUUAUGUCCAAACAUUCUGAAUAAAGAGUUUGGGUUUAUAAUUAGGCAA
Manihot esculenta (cassava) is the source of this 1184-nucleotide messenger RNA. Its product is annotated as glutathione S-transferase U7. The record is from RefSeq and is a predicted model, not a curated record. Gene Ontology annotation, molecular function: glutathione transferase activity. Gene Ontology annotation, biological process: glutathione metabolic process. The transcript has 2 exons. Gene Ontology annotation, cellular component: cytoplasm. Lineage: Eukaryota; Viridiplantae; Streptophyta; Magnoliopsida; Malpighiales; Euphorbiaceae. Bases 379 to 1047 code for a protein of 222 amino acids.